Molecule: messenger RNA, 708 nt
Organism: Eptesicus fuscus (big brown bat)
Lineage: Eukaryota; Metazoa; Chordata; Mammalia; Chiroptera; Vespertilionidae
Product: skin secretory protein xP2-like
Exons: 2
Coding region: 199-708 (169 amino acids)
Source: RefSeq, a predicted model, not a curated record
GCCCAGGAGGCAGAGGCAGCUCCUCCUGUCACAGUGGAAGUCCAUCCUGAGGAGCAGGAUGCAGAGCUGGAGGCACCUCCACCUCCAGAGCUUUCACCACCUCCAGCAGCCUCUCCAGCUGCAGCUGUGGAGCCAGGGCCGGCCCCAGAAGAAACUGAGGCCCCAGCACCGCUGGAUGAAGAACCCUCCCUGGAGCUCAUGCUGGCUCCUGCCUCAGAGGAGGAGCUGCCUGUGGAGGGCCCAGCUCAAGGGCCCAAGGCACCAGCCCAGGAGGUGGAUGUGGUUCCUGUCACACCCAAAGUCCAUCCUGAGUUGCAGGAUGCAGAGCUGGAGGCAUCUCCAGCUCCAGAGCUGUCACCACCUCCAGCAGCCUCUCCAGCUGCAGCUGUGGAGCCAGGGCCGGCCCCAGAAGAAACUGAGGCCCCAGCACCGCUGGAUGAAGAACCCUCCCUGGAGCCCAUGCUGGCUCCUGCCUCAGAGGAGGAGCUGCCUGUGGAGGGCCCAGCUCAAGGGCCCCUUGUGGAAUGUGCUCACCCUGUCAUAAGGGCAAAACGUGUUUCACACUCACGCCUUGAAAUUUUCCUUUUAUUUUCUGUUUUCAUUUUGUUGUUUAUUUGUUCUCCAUGGCGUGAUUCAGUUCUUUAUCUUUUAAUGUUUAUUAUUUGGGUGAUUUUUUGGGGGAUUGCUUUUAUUAUUUUCUUUUUUUAG